Messenger RNA from Linum tenue, 460 nucleotides. Lineage: Eukaryota; Viridiplantae; Streptophyta; Magnoliopsida; Malpighiales; Linaceae. The record is from the annotation of a GenBank genome assembly.
GGGAGAACUGUGAUUGCAUCCAUCCACCAGCCGAGCAGUGAAGUGUUUGAGCUCUUUGAUCGACUUUACCUUCUCUCUGGUGGCAAAACAGUGUAUUUCGGCCAGGCUUCAGAUGCCUACGAGUUCUUUGCGCAAGCCGGAUUCCCCUGCCCUGCUUUGAGAAACCCAUCUGAUCAUUUCCUCCAAUGCGUCAAUGCCGACUUCGACAAAGUGAAGGCCACUCUCAAAGGAUCCAUGAAACUGCGGUUCGAUGCAUCGGAGGAUCCUCUGGAUAAGAUCACCACAACUGAAGCAAUCCGUACUUUGGUUGAUUACUACCGAACUUCUCAGUAUUGUUAUGCUGCAAGGCAGAAGGUGGAUGAGAUCUCCAAAGUCAAAGGGACGGUGCUUGAUGCAGGAGGGAGCCAGGCUAAUUUCCCGAUGUAGGCUUUCACUCUGACCAAGCGCUCCUUCGUCAACA